This is a messenger RNA of Kwoniella botswanensis, 2589 nucleotides long. RefSeq lists its product as uncharacterized. Gene Ontology annotation, biological process: regulation of transcription by RNA polymerase II; embryo development; urogenital system development. Gene Ontology annotation, molecular function: DNA-binding transcription factor activity, RNA polymerase II-specific; RNA polymerase II transcription regulatory region sequence-specific DNA binding. Bases 1 to 2589 code for a protein of 862 amino acids. The record is from RefSeq and is a predicted model, not a curated record. Lineage: Eukaryota; Fungi; Basidiomycota; Tremellomycetes; Tremellales; Cryptococcaceae. The transcript is spliced from 3 exons. Gene Ontology annotation, cellular component: nucleus.
AUGCCUCGACAAUCUUCACCCCUUUCCCCUCUUGCCACGACCUUCUACAAUUACUGCUUUGGCUCUGACGAUAUGACACCUACACCUACCUCCCCACAGGCCGAGCAUAGCCCUCAGCUCAUCACCCCACAAGUAAAGCUCGUCAAGCCAAAGUCGAAAUCGCCUCCUCGCUCGAAAAUAAUCAAGGAGGAGGCAACCAGUCCCAAAACACGCUUACCUCCCAUAUCUAUGGUCUCUGCAGACACCUCAACUCGCCUGCAGACCAAACUAUUCAAUCAGGGAGGACACAUCUCACCUUCUGCUAUAUCACCCAAAGCGAAACCACCCUCUCCUGAUAGAGAACGAAAAACGAUGCCCGUGAGAAGACAAUCAAGGUUUGAUCCCAUGAUCGCAUCGGACAACGAAGAGAUGAUGGAGGAUGAAGGUUACGGUGAUCUAGGGUUGAAACAUCCUUUGAGGAGAGUCAAAGAAGAAGAAGGUACCAAGGAUAACAAGAUAACGCCACCUGAAUCAAUCACUCUACCGCCUAUCAAAUCAUUGUUUGGAGUAGCAAGCGAUCACACUCAAUCACCUGCAUCAUCCUCAUUAUUCCAAUCACCAUCAUUACCGUCCCUCAUCCCCAAUUCCCCGUCAGGUUCCCCCAGUUCCGCUCGUACCUCGCGAUACUCAUCUCUGGCAUCAUCAGCUGUGCCAGAGAAUUCUGCAGGAUGGUGGGCACCGGAAUUCGAAAAAGGUUCAUCUCCAUUCCAACCUACUCCUUAUAGAUCCAAUUCUUUCCCUACCAUACCGUACGUCUCUGAUGAGACUGGACAGAAAAGACGAAGAUCCGACGGUCCACCAGCUUUGCGAGAUGCAGAGGAAUCAGCCAGAUUAAGAUGGCAAGCUCAAUCAAGAAAUGCUUCUUUCCCUAUGGCUACUUCACCUGCACCUCCUUCAGCUGGACCAUCCAAUUCAUCAUCCGGUCUUCGGGGCUUACUGCACCCACCUCAAGCUUCCUCUGCUGGUGUUUCAGCAUCCAUGUCACGUUCCUCGCUAUCCGGCUCAACCACCGGUGGGCGUCUGUCACCUACGUUGGAAGAUGAACCUCUCCCAUUCUCCAGACGACCUUCUCAAGCAUCAAGAAACCCUUCGCUUGUCGGUGGUCAGCUCUCUAGCCAUUUCGCAGGAUUAUCAGCUUCGGACAGAGAUAAACCCGUAUCAAGCGAGAUGCCUCCUCCCCUCCAGACUGCUCCUCCAGAAAGACGAGGUUCCGCCAUGUUACCACCUCUAGCUGCGAUGGACGAUAGCAAUAACAGGUUGUUCCCUCCACCCUCGAGUCUAAGUCGAUCAGCUUCUCCUGCAUCUGAUAUAAUGAGAAAACAGUCGCUCACUAGACCACCUUCACCUGAGAUGACUGGCCGACCCGAAUUACGCAGAUCGUCAUUAACCGAAAUUAUCAUGCAGAAAAGUGGCGAUAUGAACAUGGGUUUGACCGCCAACAGCAAUAAUAGGUUCGGUCCUUCUCAUCCUCAUGCCAACGAAUUGGGAUUAGCAACGAGCGUAUCGAUGGAUAAAUCCUCUUUCUCCGAACCUGUACCGCCAUUACAUCACACCAUUCAAUCUGCUCCUCCGUGGGCCACGAGAAGGGAAUCUACAGAUUCGGUCAAAUCGUCGCAUGAGUUUGAAUCUGGACCUGGACCGUCGUUAUCGCUAAGAGGAAGGAAGAGAUCAGUAGUGGAGACGCGUCAGAAUCAGCUAGAUGAAGAUGCAGAAAUGUCCACUGCGGGUGGUGGUGAUCCAGGUAUGAGAGGAAUGGAAGUGUUGUUAGCUGCUGCUGCGGUUGAGGAAGAGCGUAAAGUGAGAAAGAGCAGUGAAGAGGAUGAAGAUGAACCAUUGAUGAAAUUGAAUAAUGGUAAUGGGUCUGCAACUGGUGGAGCGAAUGGCGGACCGAAAUAUACUUGUGCUUUUUGUGCAAAGACUUUCUCGAGACCAAGUAGUUUAAGGAUCCAUACGUACAGUCAUACUGGUGAAAGACCAUACGUAUGUAAGGAACCGACAUGUCGAAGGAGAUUUUCUGUUCAAUCGAAUUUGAAAAGACACGCAAAAGUACAUCAACUUGGAGCUGCUGCUGGACUACAACAAUCCAACGGACAUGGACAUGGUCAUCCACAUCCACAUGGACCACCUGGUUUGCCGAUGCAUCCUCAUGGACAAGGACAUCCGAUUCAUCCAGGUAUGCCAAGAGCACCUCAUUCACAUCCUGGGACUGUCACCCAGGGACCUGGACCUGGUCCAAUGUAUCAUCCUGGUCCACCACCACCCGGAUAUUACCCUCCUCCUCCACCAGGGUAUGUUCAACCUCAUCCUCAUCAUGCACCACAUUUCGGUGGACCACCUGGACCUCCUGGAGCACCAGGAUACGGCCCUCCUCCACCUCAUAUAGCUAUGGGUAUGCAGCAAUCGCAAGCCCCCGGACCAGGGCCAGGACCAGGUUGGAGAUCUAUUAGUUCGAGUAGGCGGACGUCGAGGGAUGAAGAUGUCAGUGAAGGAGAAGAGGAGGUGGAAGGUGAGGAGGAUGAAGAGAUUGAUGAGUUGGAAGAGGAUGAUUAG